AUGAUAUCAAAAAAAACCUUUGGUAUGCUUUUUAUUUUUGUGAGCUUGGUUCUUAGUACCAAUGCUUUUCUUUCUAUCCCAGUAAAGUUUGAUAACCUAGAGAAAUCUAUUUUAUUUAAUGCUACUUUUGGAACAGAAGAAUGUAAAAUUGAUACAAAGGCUGAUUUCUUUUAUUGUAAUAACGACAUUGACUUUAUCAGAAUUGGAAAUCAUACUUUUAAAAAAGCUUAUGCUUUGGUAAAGUUACUAACGGCAGACAACAGUUAUCAUUUGUAAAAUUUUACUAACGAUGAUAUCAUUGGACAAAUAAACCUUGGCUAACCAAAUCCAGACUUCAUAAAGAAAGAUACUAACUUUAUUAAAAUGUACUUUGAUUCUUCUGAUUAUUUCUAGCUAAACUGUAACUUUUACUCAAAUGAAGAGACAACAUUCUUUGGUUAAAAAAUACGUGGUUAUUCUAGAUAAUACAUCGACUUUGAUGUUGCUGAAUCUACAAUAGAUACAGAUACCUUUGAAGAAAUGCUGGUUAUUUUAAAAUCAAAAAAUUAUAAUAUUACAGUUAAGAAGAUUGGCUUUUUCUCUCAAUACUAUUUGGAUACUAUUGAAGGUUUAGAACCUAUAAAAAUAACAAUAUUAACUGAAGACAUGAGUCCUUACAUAUUAAAAAUAGAGCCUUCUGUAUAUACAGAAAAAAUAACUAAUGGAGUCUAUAAAUUGUUAUUUUAACCUUAUAAAUAGAAUUUUAGCUUCUUACUACUUUGGUUAUCAUGUAAGUACUCAAAACACAUUUUUUGCAGAAAGAGCAUUAGAUAUUAACUCUUAAGCAGUUGCUGA
This is a messenger RNA of Tetrahymena thermophila SB210, 834 nucleotides long. Its product is annotated as transmembrane protein, putative. The record is from RefSeq and is a predicted model, not a curated record. The transcript has 2 exons. Lineage: Eukaryota; Ciliophora; Oligohymenophorea; Hymenostomatida; Tetrahymenidae.